Messenger RNA from Arabidopsis arenosa, 1127 nucleotides. The record is from the annotation of a GenBank genome assembly. NCBI's taxonomy places the organism in Eukaryota, Viridiplantae, Streptophyta, Magnoliopsida, Brassicales, Brassicaceae.
GCUUGCACUCACAUAUGCAUAUAGGAUGACUGAUUCUGCUUACAGAGUAGAAACCAUUUCCAGACUCGCCCAAUGGCGAAUCCACAAUCUUUCUUCCUCCACUUACCGCAAGUCCGAUCCUUUCAAGAUGGGUCUUUGGAAUUGGCACUUGUCUGUAGAGAAAAGCAAGAUGCUAUUAAAUGUUAAGUUGUAUCCAGAGGUAUCCAACCUUACCAGAGAAAACCCACCAGUUGCUUCCUUUGUUCUUCGUGUUGUCUCUUCUGCUGGUGAUAGGAAAGUUUUAUCUCAUCCAGAAGUAAUAGAUAAGCGGAUUAAGACAAACGAAGAUUUUAUUUGGACUAUUGAAGUUCCCUUAACUGGGAAAAUCAUCAUCGACGUCGAGUUUCUUGACUUGAAGGUUCUGUCUCAAGAUAGUGGAGAAAUUUACUCUAUCUGGGCAGACGGUUCAACCGAGAAUCAAUCGAAAGGGACAGCGGUAACAUCCCUUGGACGUAUGUUGACAGAAAGCAUUUACACUGACAUAAUGAUCAAUGCUUCUGGUGGAAGCAUUGGAGCUCACCGAGCUGUUCUUGCUGCCCGUUCACCUGUUUUCCGCAGCAUGUUUUUACACGACCUGAAAGAGAAAGAACUAUCAGAAAUAAACAUACUCGACAUGCCACUUGAUGCUUGCCAAGCUUUUCUCAGUUAUAUCUACGGCAAUAUCCAGAACGAAGACUUUCUUAUACACAGAUUGGCACUCCUCCAAGCUGCUGAAAAAUAUGAUAUUGCUGAUUUAAAAGACGCGUGCCACUUGAGCCUUCUAGACGACAUCGACACAAAGAAUGUGCUUGAGAGGCUACAGAAUGCUUAUCUCUAUCAAUUACCUGAACUGAAGGCUAGCUGCAUGAGGUAUCUUGUGAAGUUUGGUAAGAUAUUUGAAAUCCGCGAUGAGUUCAACAUAUUCAUGCAAUGCGCAGACAGAGAUUUGAUUUCUGAAGUCUUCCACGAAGUCCUCAGUACCUGGAAAGGAUUUUAGAGGAAAUCAGAAUGGGUAUGUGUGCUAUUAUACAAGAACAUUUAUAGACUCUAAUUUUUUGUGCAAAAGGAUUUGUUGGUCUUUAUGUACAGAUUAAAGUAUUGGGGUUUAA